AUGUCGCUCAGCCCCAAGCACACGACGCCCUUUUCCGUCUCUGAUAUCCUGAGCCCCAUGGAGGAGACCUACAAGAAGUUCGGCGCCAUGGAGGGCAGCCUGGGCGCACCUUUGGGCGUGGGGGCCGCCGCCUACCGGCAGCCCCAAAGCUCGGCCCUCCAACCUCAGCAGCAGCACCCCAUGGCUGGCCACAACACUGCCACCUACCAUCCCAUGGCGCACGCCGGCGUCUCGCAGUUUGCCCACGGCUCCGUUGCGGGCUAUUGCAACGGUGGACUCGGCAACGUGAGCGAUCUGGCGCCCUAUUCAGACAGCGUGCGCAGCAGCGCAGCAGCCUCCGGCUGGUAUGGACCCAACGCGGACCCCCGCUACCCCACGAUUUCCAGGUUGAUGGGCCCGACGGGAGGCAUGAAUAUGGCCGGCAUGGGGGCUCUGUCGGGGAUCGCGGAGGCUGCCAAGUCCAUGGCUCCCGGGCUCCACACCGCGCCGCGGAGGAAGAGACGGGUGCUUUUUUCCCAGGCGCAAGUCUACGAGCUGGAGAGGCGCUUCAAGCAGCAGAAAUAUCUCUCGGCCCCCGAGCGGGAGCACCUGGCCAGCCUGAUCCACCUCACGCCCACCCAGGUGAAGAUCUGGUUCCAGAACCACCGCUACAAGAUGAAGCGCCAGGCUAAGGACAAGGCAGCGCAGCAGCUCCAGCAACAGCAGCCGGAGGCCCUGAGCCAGGCGGCCGACCUGGAAGAGAUGUCCCCGAGUCCACCCUCCCUGCACAACCAGGUGGGCUCCUUGGCCCAGAUGGACGCUGCCGCCGUCGAUUACAACGGCGGCAUGAUCAACGCAGGCUUGUUGUAUGGCCGGACAUGGUAA
Molecule: messenger RNA, 864 nt
Organism: Pogona vitticeps (central bearded dragon)
Lineage: Eukaryota; Metazoa; Chordata; Lepidosauria; Squamata; Agamidae
Source: RefSeq, a predicted model, not a curated record